AUGGGUCCUCUUCGUUUCGCGGUCGGCAUCAUCGCAAAUGCAACUGCACUUCUCAUGUACUUGGCACCAACGAUUACAUUCAAGAGGAUAAUAAGGAGCCGCUCGACCGAGCAGUUCUCGGGCGCUCCAUACGUGAUCACUCUGCUAAAUUGUCUUCUCUAUUGCUGGUACGGCUUGCCGUUUAUUUCCCCGAACAACAUUCUGCUAUCAACCAUCACCGGGACCGGAGCCAUUAUUGAGUCCACAUAUGUGCUAAUUUUCGUCAUCUACGCUCCCAAGAUGGAGAGGACCAAGAUUUUCGGACUCGUCGCUCUCGCUGUCGCCAUAUUCUCUACCGUCGCCCUCGUCUCCUUCUUUGUGUUUGAUGGAAAAACCAGGAAACUCUUCACCGGCGUGUUCGUCGACAUUUUCGCCAUUGCCAUGUUUGCUUCGCCUCUUUCAAUCAUGCGAUUAGUGAUCAAGACAAAAAGUGUGGAGUUCAUGCCUUUUUUCCUAUCGCUAUUCGGCUUAUUGUGUGCGGUUAGCUGGACCGUUUUCGGCCUGAUUAAUAGUGAUCCCUUUGUCAUCGUGCCGAAUGCACUUGGAUCAGGAUUGGGAAUUGCUCAAAUGAUCUUGUACGCAAUAUACCACGAGCGCAGUCGUCAACAUGACAAUGUCGUGAAAGAUGGAUCCUUGGAGAGGGAUUUGCAGAUAACCCUCGAGAAGCAACAACCAGAAACUCAUCAGCUAGAACAUGGCCGAAUUUUGUGAGUGUACUCGCGCGAGAAGAAAAAGACGAAUUUGUGCGUAAAAUAGGUCUCUUCAAACCCCCACUCUGAGUUUUAACUUUCCUUGAUCUCUUCAACU
This is a messenger RNA of Eucalyptus grandis, 846 nucleotides long. Its product is annotated as bidirectional sugar transporter SWEET1. Gene Ontology annotation, molecular function: sugar transmembrane transporter activity. Lineage: Eukaryota; Viridiplantae; Streptophyta; Magnoliopsida; Myrtales; Myrtaceae. Gene Ontology annotation, cellular component: membrane. The record is from RefSeq and is a predicted model, not a curated record. The coding region runs from base 1 to 750 and encodes 249 amino acids. Gene Ontology annotation, biological process: carbohydrate transport. The transcript has 6 exons.